Messenger RNA from Alnus glutinosa, 1540 nucleotides. RefSeq names its product 3-hydroxyisobutyryl-CoA hydrolase-like protein 5. The transcript is spliced from 16 exons. Gene Ontology annotation, molecular function: 3-hydroxyisobutyryl-CoA hydrolase activity. The record is from RefSeq and is a predicted model, not a curated record. Gene Ontology annotation, biological process: L-valine catabolic process. Bases 164 to 1330 code for a protein of 388 amino acids. NCBI's taxonomy places the organism in Eukaryota, Viridiplantae, Streptophyta, Magnoliopsida, Fagales, Betulaceae.
GUGGCUACCAACCUAAGCAACUGCUUUACAAUCUUCCUCUUCAUAUACCCACUUGUUUUCGGCCAUUCUUUUGCUUCUCUCAUAACACUAAACUCGACUUCUCAUUGCUUCAGUGUCAGCUUCAUAAGUCGGCAUCGAGUCCGUAAAUUAUUCAAUCAGUUAAAUGGCACAACAAGUUGUAAACCCAGAUGAGCAGGUUGUUCUUGGAGAAGAAAUAGACCAUGUGAGGUUGAUCACCUUAAACCGGCCUCGUCAACUGAAUGUCAUCUCUUCUAAAGUGGUUUCUCUGCUGGCAGAAUACUUGGAAAAAUGGGAGAAGGACGAUAAAGCAGAACUUGUAAUAAUCAAGGGUGCUGGUCGAGCUUUUUCUGCUGGUGGGGAUCUGAAAAUGUUCUAUGAUGGCAGAAACUCGAAGGACUCUUGCCUUGAAGUGGUCUAUAGAAUGUAUUGGCUUUGUUAUCACAUUCAUACCUAUAAGAUAACUCAGGUUGCUCUUGUGAAUGGAAUUUCAAUGGGUGGAGGUGCAUCUUUGAUGGUCCCAAUGAAGUUCUCAGUUGUCACAGAAAAAACUGUAUUUGCCACGCCAGAAGCAAGCAUUGGGUUCCACACUGACUGUGGCUUUUCACACAUCCUCUCUCAUCUCCCUGGUGGUUUAGGGGAAUUCUUGGCCUUAACAGGAGCUAGACUUAAUGGUAAAGAAUUGGUUGCAGCUGGACUGGCAACUCAUUUUGUCCCAUCUGAGAAACUGCCCGAGCUAGAGAAGCGUCUGAUAAGUUUGAACUCUGGCAACAAGAAUGCAGUAAAAUCUGCAAUUGAAGAGUUCUCGGUGGAAGUUCAACUUGAUGAAGAGAGUGUCUUGAACAAGAAAUCAAUAAUUGAUGAGUGCUUUUCCAAGGAUACUGUGGAAGAGAUUAUAAAAUCAUUUGAAGCUGAGGCAAGCAAAGAAGGAAACGGAUGGAUAGGUGCAGUGCUUAAGGGGUUAAAGAGAUCUUCCCCUGCUGGAUUGAAAAUAACACUAAGAUCGAUUCGCGAAGGGAGAAAGCAAACACUGCUUGAAAAUCUGAAAAAGGAAUUUAGACUAACAAUGAAUAUACUACGAACCACAAUCUCUGAGGAUGUCUACGAGGGUAUAAGAGCUCUCACCAUUGAUAAGGAUAAUGCUCCAAAGUGGAACCCACCAUCUCACGAUAAAGUGGAUGAUGAGAAGGUAGGCCUGGUAUUUCAGCCAUUCAAAGAGGAUUUGGAGCUCCAGAUUGCAGAGAAGGAAGACAACAGGUGGCAUGGUAAAUAUGAGACUACACCCUAUGCAACUUCAGCGUUGACAGCUUAAGCAAAAUAGAUUUCUGGUCAGCAGCUUCAUGUUCCUUCAAUUGUUGUCAAACUCAAAUGUCAGGCCCUUAGUGCUAUGGUGUAUGUCACCUUGCUGAUUUUUGUGUGUUACUCUGCCUGAUGUUUCUUCUUGAAAUAAAAAUAGUCUUUUGUUUCAAAAAAAGAAAAAAAAAAAAAAAGGAAAAGAAAUAAAAUAGUCUUUAUGAGAGAA